Messenger RNA from Eufriesea mexicana, 1180 nucleotides. RefSeq lists its product as uncharacterized. Gene Ontology annotation, cellular component: membrane. Gene Ontology annotation, biological process: hemocyte migration. Gene Ontology annotation, molecular function: growth factor activity. The record is from RefSeq and is a predicted model, not a curated record. The coding region runs from base 776 to 1180 and encodes 134 amino acids. NCBI's taxonomy places the organism in Eukaryota, Metazoa, Arthropoda, Insecta, Hymenoptera, Apidae. The transcript has 3 exons.
CUUAUUCUACAAUUCUUACUGAACGAUUUAUGUUAUGUCACUAAAAUUAAUUUUACACAUACAGUUCAUCCAAAGUGCAAGAUCAGUUCACUUAAGAUCACGUUCAUAAAUUCAAAUUUUACGGCGCGAUAGCGAACACGUUUAAAAUGUGUCUUCUUUAUACAAAUUACAGCAAACUACCGACACGUAGUCGUAUUAAGAAGCGUCCAACUGAGACUUUCCUGCUGCCAGAAGUGUAUUUAUACAUAUAGAAGAGGUUGCACACAUUCUCCACGCAAGGUAUGAAGAGGAAGGAGCAAUAUGAUGAAAGGAGAAAAUGAGAAAAGGAGGAGGCGAUUGACGAGGAAAGGGCGACUAGUCACGCGACGUAACAUGGUCCCAGUUCGAACGGGAGGCAGGACCCACUAGUUGUAAUUAUAGUUAUCUUCGCGAUGUUCUCGGAACGCUUUGCUUCAAGUCCUCCUCGAGCUUACCAAGAAAUAAGAGGGAGACGGUGCGAAUCGCCAUAGGACGAGACAAAACGAUACGGUGAAAGGUAGAUCAACGAAGAAAGACGAUGAGAAAUCGGAAAAAGAGGGGAGGUAGAGGGCAUCGGGCCGAGGAUGAAAGUUACACAUAUAUAUAGAGGGAGAAAGAAUUCAGAUCGCAGAAGUGUAGUCGCAGUUCUCAGUUCCAGACAAUUGCGAGUGAGAUCUAUCGGAGUGUGCAAAUUUUCAACUAAAGUAGAAUACUUCUUAUCUAGAAUCUCAUUUAGUUGUAAGAAAGAACUGAAAAAAUGAGAAGAUGUAUUUUACUGUUAUUUUGUAUGCAUCUUGCUUUUGCUACGAUAAGCAGACACCAUAGAGAUAGUGGAUUUCUGAAUCACGUGCAAUUGGUACAUGAAUUUCGGUGUUCCAUUCCUCAACCAAGGGCUGUUCCAGUGGCAGAGCUUCUAACUGUUGGUCCUAGUCCCGACGAAGUUUUUUAUCCCGCUUCGACAGUUCUAACACGUUGUGAUGGAGCUGGAUGCUGCCCGGACCCUAAACAAAUUUGUGCACCUAUCGAAACCAGAAAUGUUAGCCUUGUUUUUAUGGUCAAACAUACAAUUGAUCGACAACGUGACAGACAUCACGAAGUGAUACAUGCUUUGGAACAUAUCAAGUGUGGGUGUGUCGAGAAAAAAAUUAUAGAGUUUGAUUAA